UCCAAAAUAAUAAGAAGAAGAAAAUCCAACAUGGCGGCGCCCUGCAGCAGCAUUUGACUUAUGUCAGAAUAACAGCUUACAUCUUUAAAACUCUGCAAGAAUUACUAAUAUGUUACCGGAAACGGCUCAGUGUUUGAAAGCGGUGGCUCCGCUGUUUUCUCAAACCGUUCUCCUGAAGGACUUGUCCCGGUUGUCCACACAUGGAGGAGGUAGCCACCUUCAGGCCCGGAGACACCUCUCCAUCAGUCACUGUCUGACAGCCAAGGCCCGGCCUGUGCGCACUCCCCGGGAGAGGGUGGACAUCCCCGGGCUGGAGGCAGUCACCUACGGGGAAAAGAUGCAUUAUGUGCCGGGACUGUCAAAGCCCGCCCUGCCACAGUGGGAGAGGAGCUACAAGGACCCGAGAUAUUACCGGUCCCCCCCGGCUCACGAGAUGCCGCUGUUCAAAGACAAGCCGUGCUUUGUGUACAACCAGAGGACCAGCGCUCUGGAAGGGGUGCGUCAGGCUCUGUGGUUGACCAAAACCAAAUUGAUCUCCAGUCUGCCGCCUCAGCUCCUCUCUCUGUCAGAGAGUCCUGCCAAUCAGAUUCCCGAUCAGGAUGAACGCGUGCAGAACGCCAUCAAACACGCCCGCUUCUGGGACACCAUGGAGGAGCGCCCCGGCAAAGAGAGAUACAGCAACACUAUGAUGGUCAACCUGCUCCACCUGUGUGCGACUCUACAGAGCAACCACCCAGCCAUUGGACGCAGGAUCCUCGCUGAGAAAUGCUCACUGGCAACUACAUGGAAAAGAGGAGAGGACCUGUUCCAGAUAAGAGGUCAGAACGGUUUGUUGCACACCUGCAUGGAGCCUCUCCCAGAGGUUUCUGGGAAACAGGAAGUCAGCGACACCGCAGAUCAUGUCCUGGAAACAUUCUAUCCUGUCUCCCCCACCAUCAACCUGCAGAAGGUGAACGUGUACAAGGAGGAGAUGAACUGCUCAGGUUUCAGGGAUGAAUACCCAUACCCCCAUGCCCACACACUUUACUUCCUGGAGGGAGCUGAUGCUAUGUGUAAGCUACGUCCAGAUCAGUUCAGAGCCAAGAUGUUGAUGUUUACCUUUGGAACUGCUCUGGUCCGUGCUCAAAAACUGUAUGGGCCCCAGCGUGUAUUAGAUCACCCUGUAACCGUACAGGCUGUGGGGACCAACGGUAGAAUCUUCCAGUUUAUGGUUUUCCAGCUCAACACCACAGAUCUCUCAGGAGAUGACGGCAUCAAGAACCAGGUGUGGCUGGAGGAAGAUGUCGAGCUCUAUGAUUUUGCAAAAGUCAGACCGUUCAUCAAAAGGAAGCAAGUGAAGGUACCAGCUGGUCUGGCAGGAUACAAGCCUGAAACCUUCAGCAAGUUCCUGUCCCUGUACCUGCACGGGGCAGUGUAGGACUACAGGCAGUCCCUGUUGGUGUGUGUUUGUUGGACGAACUCUUAGCAGUGAGUCAUAUGUCAAGUGUGUGUGUUUCUAUGUUUUACCAAACAAAUCCUCCUUUCUCUUUCAAACAGUCAAUAAUCUGGUUCACAACAUUUUACCAUGUUUUUUUUUCUCUCACUGACUCCAUCCCUCUGUGAGAACUCACUCAAUAAAAAGCUCUGAAUAUGUUC
This is a messenger RNA of Eleginops maclovinus (Patagonian blennie), 1635 nucleotides long. It is a transcript of the gene mrpl37, whose product is annotated as mitochondrial ribosomal protein L37. The record is from RefSeq and is a predicted model, not a curated record. Bases 110 to 1417 code for a protein of 435 amino acids. NCBI's taxonomy places the organism in Eukaryota, Metazoa, Chordata, Actinopteri, Perciformes, Eleginopidae. The transcript has 8 exons. Gene Ontology annotation, cellular component: mitochondrion.